AUGUUAAUGGCGACCAGUGGCUUUUUUACUUAUUACGAUCUCUAUGGUGGUAAACCUGAAAACUAUCAUUAUCAACAUAAUUCUCAAUUAUCAUCAUUCAGAGAAAUAAAACUUUUAUCUAUAUCAAAUACAACAAUUAUUUCAAUUCCAACUAUAACAUCUUCUAUUGAAUUAGUUUCAUUAACAACAAUACAAUCAAAUAAUAAAUUAUAUAAACUCAUACAACUUGUUCCAUUUACUUAUUUACAUUGGUUUCUUAUUGGACUUGCUAUUUUAUUAACAUUAUUAUUAAUAAUUAUAUUUAUUUCUUAUUGUCAUAAUUAUUGUAGAAAAAAUAACAAAUUACGAAAUAAAAAAAAACAAUCAUCAUCAUCAAAUAUCUAUCGAUAUCGAAAGUCCAAUAAAUCUUUUCAUACCUAUAAUAUUUAUGAAACAGCAACACCACGUCCUUUUCCAUCUCCUACACGUUCAUGUUCAUUAAAUUCAACAGAACAUCUUAAUAAUAAUCAACUUUUUCAACAAGAUCUUGAUACUAUUGGUUCUCCACGUAUUGAUAUAAGUCAAACAAGACUAUCACAUACAUUCAGUAAUACAGCAUCAGAUUUACUUACCGAAAUAAAAAAACGAUUCAGUAUUCGUUCAUCGGAAAUUUCAUUAAAAACGAAUGAAUAA
Molecule: messenger RNA, 672 nt
Organism: Rotaria sordida
Lineage: Eukaryota; Metazoa; Rotifera; Eurotatoria; Philodinida; Philodinidae
Source: the annotation of a GenBank genome assembly